Messenger RNA from Penicillium argentinense, 1674 nucleotides. RefSeq names its product bZIP transcription factor. Gene Ontology annotation, biological process: regulation of DNA-templated transcription. Bases 1 to 1674 code for a protein of 557 amino acids. Lineage: Eukaryota; Fungi; Ascomycota; Eurotiomycetes; Eurotiales; Aspergillaceae. The record is from RefSeq and is a predicted model, not a curated record. The transcript has a single exon. Gene Ontology annotation, molecular function: DNA-binding transcription factor activity.
AUGGCCAGCCGCGCUCCGGGCGACAGCGAUUAUGCGCCCUCGCCGGCUAUUGAAUCGGCGAUCGAAGGCCACUCACAGCAACCCAUCUUCGCCAAAUCCGAAGACUCGCCCGUCCCCUCGCGCUCGGUCUCGUUGGAUGCCGAGUCUCUCAUCCCCGACAAUAAUGACAAUAAUGGAACGACCACCGCUGGACGGAAGCGCAAAUUAAACAGCACGUCAUCGCGAGGCGUCGCCAAUCUCACCCCCGAUCAAUUGGCGAAGAAACGUGCCAAUGACCGACAAGCCCAGCGUGCGAUUCGCGAGCGCACGAAGACCCAUAUCGAGGCGUUGGAACAGCAAGUGAGAGACCUGGCGUCACAGAAGCCCGUCCUGGAUCUGCAAGCAGCCAUGCAGCACAAUGAGCGUAUUCGGUCGGAGAAUCGAGAGCUUCGCCAGAGCUUCAAGGCGGUGAUGGACAUUAUACAGCCCUUGCUAGCACGUCCAGAAUCCACAGGUAAUCUUGUGACCCAGUACAGCACCCUUGAAGAAGCUAGACUGACAGGGGUAGACCUGCCGGCCGUCGUCUGCCAACCGAGAUCAGUCCCACCCCAGACCACUUCGUCCCCCUUUCCCGAUACCGAUCACUUAACACCAAACCCCCAAUCGGCCCUCCCGGGAGAUAAAUCAUAUGAAGGAUCGGUGGCCAGCCUGGACACACCUUCACCCACGCACUCCGCUCCGACCCUGGGGAGUCGGCGCAACAGUGCCAAUGGAGGCACCCAAUCGACCUCGUUUCGAUCCGCAUUGGACAACCAGCGCCACAACACCGCCCACGGCUUAGACCUCGGCUUGGAGGAACGACUUGGCUUCAAUUUUCUGCUCGAUCCGUCCCAGAAUAUUCCCAAAGUCGACCGGCUCCGGCGCAGUAAUUCAGAGAACUUCCGCAGCUCACAACCUAAUCUACAAUCCCCUCUUUACCUACAACCACUCAACCACCCAGCCGAGCAGGGACCCCCGGCAUUCGCGACGCCAAUCAGAAACACUGGGCCCACUUGUACACUGGACAGCAUCUUGCUAGACUUCCUUCACAACAGGCAGCGGGAAGCCGCACAGGGCAUCCCGCGACAGAAGCUCGUCGGACCACCAUACCCCAGCGUAUCAUCGCUAUUAAAUCCAGAGAAGAGUGUAUAUUCGCAUCCGGUAUCAAAAGUAUUCACGGACAUUCUACGAACCUUCCCAGAUAUCUCGUCCCUGCCCGAGCAGGUGGCCGUGCUCUACACAAUGUUUCUCCUCAUGCGUUGGCAGAUCUAUCCGACGCAGGAGAAUUAUGACCGACUACCAGAAUGGCUCACGCCACGUCCCACGCAGCUUCUCUCUCCACAUCCUGCCUGGAUGGACUAUGUUCCUUGGCCCCGAAUGCGUGAUCGGCUUGCCACAUCCCACCAAGACUACCCAUUCGAAAAUUGGUUCAUUCCUUUCACUCGAGGCUUGUCUGUGAAUUGGCCUUACGAGGCCACUGACUGUCUUUUAUCAGCGGGUGACUCGGAAGAGUUGCUUAUAAACCCUGUAUUUGAACGGCACAUGCGCAAUCUGACGAACUGGUCGCUAGGUCCAAUGUUUGCGGAAGCCUAUCCGAACUUGGUCGAUACUACGCAAAUUAGGCCCGAAGUCAAGCAAGGGAAAGCUGCGUUAUAG